UCAUUAUAAAAUGUCCCUCUUUAUCUUUACCCUCAAUCUUUUGAUUGUUUCAACCUAAAGUGUGUGCCUUGUGGAGAGCAUAAGGUUGAGUCUCAUUUUUGUCUACUCUAACAAUCUGCCUUAGAAUGGAUCAAUUCAUUCACAUUUAUGGUUAUUAUUGAUAUACAGUUGAUGCUCAUUACUCACGGAUUUUGUAUUUGCAAAUGCACCUACUUGCUAGAAUCGACUUGUAGCCCUACAUCGAUGCUCAUGGGAUUCUCCCGGUCACUCACACACAUGCACAGAGCAGUGGAACACUUGCUGCCCUGAUGCACGUUCCUGGCUGAGGUCCAAUAAGGUGAUGUUCUGACCUCUUGCUUCAGCUCAGACUGUAACUAGUACCUUGUUGCUGUCCAUUUAGUGCCAUGUUUCUUAAUCAUGUACUUCUUAUUGGUGAUAUCACUGCUUUAAAUGGCCCCUAAAGUACAAGAAGGCUGUGAUGUGCCUUAUAGAGAAAAGCCAUAUAUUAGAUAAGAUUCAUUCGGGCUUGGUGGUGUUGCUCUUGGAAGUGAAUUCAGUGUUAAAGAACCAACAAUAAGUAUUUAAUGCACAUUGUGAAAUAAGAGAUAUUUAUGUCUCUGCCUCUGGUUCCUGCUCGUAUUUGGACUUCGACCCCAGUUCUUGAUGCAGACUUCCUAAAUCUCUUGGAACUUCCUGGAUGGCAGGAGCAUCUUCGGUUCUAGUGAGGGCACCCUGGGCAGGCUCCAGGAUGGGGCUGGUCCCCAGAAGGCCUGCGCUGGGAGUGGAAGCCUGGGACUUCCAGCCCUACCCCCUCCUCUGGAGACGGAGGGAGCUGCUGACUGAUCAUGCCUACAUGAUGAAGCUCCAUAAAAAUCUCCCAAGUACAGAGUUUGGAGAGCUUCCGGGUUGGUGAACACAUGCAUGGGUCAUGAGGGGGGCACACCCAGUCCACAGGUACAGAAGUUCCUCUGCUUUGGGGACCCUCCCAGGCAUCUAGCUAUUUAUCUGAAUCCUUUCAAAUAUCCUUUGUAAAAAAUCAGCCACAGUACGUAAACUAUGUUCCUGGUUUCUCUGAGCCCCCUUUUCUCAAAGCCCAGAUUCUGGAGUAUUCCCAUUCCUGAACCUUCCCUUAAAGUAGAUGUUCUGUUGGUAAGAGCAAACCCCUUGGGGCUGGAGCAGAGGGCUGUGAUGUGCAGAAAGCCACCUGAUUGCUGCUGCCCCUGUCAGAGCACCAGCGUACUUCUCCUGCCUUUCCUCUGGGGACACACAUGGGUAGGAUGGCCCCGAUGACACCCAGGAUGUCAUUAUAUAGGAUGUAAAUAAUACAGUGGCAUUUACAGCGACCCAGUGUUGCCAAACACAGCAUAACACAAACAACAACCAGGAAAGGAGGGCUUCACUCAGCCUGUCACUGGGGCAACAAAUGCACCCAGAAGGGGUAUAAAAGCCAGCACCCUGGGUACCUCACACACACACACUCACUCACACACUCACACACACACACACACACCCUCCUCCAGCCAACCGCCCAGCAUGGCCGCCUCCACCCUUUCCGCCUACUCCAGUGACCUGAGCUACGGCAGCCGGGUCUGCCUGCCCGGGUCCUGGGGCUCCUGCACCAGCCCCUCCUGGCAGGGGGACGACUGCCCCAAGAGCUGCUGUGAGGCCCCCUGCUGCACCCCCAGCUGCUUCCAGUCCAGCUGCUGUGCCCUGGCCCCCUGCCUGACCCUCGUCUGCAACCCCGUGAGCUGUGGGUGCAGCCCCUGCCAGUCAGCCUGCACCAGCUCAUGCACACCCUCCUGCUGCCAGCUGUCUAGCUGCCAGCCCUCCUGCUGCGAGACCUCCUCCCCAUGCAAGCAGGCCUGCUGCGUGCCUGUCUGCUGCAAGCCCAUCUGCUGCAAGCCCGGGUGCUGUAAGCUGGUCUGCUGCACGCCUGUCUGCUGUGAGGCCUCCACUUGCCCAACUUCCUCCUGCUGCCAGCCGUCUAGCUGCCAGCCCUCCUGCUACACUUCCUCCCCCUGCCAGCAGGCCUGCUGUGUGCCCGCCUACUGUAAGCCCGUGUGCUGUGUGCCCGUCUGCUCUGGGGCAGCCCCCUGCCCAGCUCCCCUGUGCUGCCAGCCCACCCCCUGCCCCCUGUCCUGCUGCAGACCCUCCUCCUGCAUGUCCCUCAUCUGCUGCCCUGUGUGCAGGCCCGCCUGCUGUGUGCCCACCUCCCCCUGCUGUGCCCCUGCCUCCCCCUGCCAGCCCAGCUGCUGCCGCCCGGCCUCCUGCGUGUCCCUGCUCUGCCGCCCCGCGUGCGCCCGCCCUGCCUACUGUGGCCCCACCCUGACCCAGAAGUCCUGCUGCUGAUGGGGUGCAUCCCCCAACCCUCCUAGGACCAACUUUGACUUUCACCUGUAAUCUUGGGAGCCUUGAGCCCCGUCUGGGCUCUCCUUCUGCCCCAGAGCCGCUACCUCUGCAGGCUGGGCUGAGCCCUCCCCGCCCACCGGCCCCAGCGGCUGGCUCUAUUUCCUCCAUGCCCUGCGUCUCACUAGGUCCUACUCUCCAUCCCGGCUGGACUCUGUUGACAAUGUUCUGCUCUCUGUAAGUGACCUGUCUGUCACAAUAAAGCCCCUGCCUGUCUCUCUCUGAAGGUCUUGAAUGCAUAUCUGGGCGAAGCAUGGGGAUAAGGGCUGAUGCGGCCUGGGCUUCCCUGAGACCUGGCUGUGGGCUGCAUCUGGGGCAACAGCACCACUGGGCAGGCCAGGCCUACCAGGUCGCCCUGCAGCCUCCAGCUCAGAUAGACCCGCCUACUGGAGCCGCCUGUGCUUCUCAGAAAUCAGUGAGGGAUGGGGGCCGCUUGUCCAGGCCCUGGGCCUGUCACACUGAGGCCUUGGGGCUUUGCUAGGGGCAAAGGAGACCCCACUUAGUAAAGCAUCUGCCUUCAGGGCGUGAAGCCCACCCAGGGCCAGCUUUGGGCAGGCUGGUGCCAAUCACGUCCAGCGACCCCAGGCUCAGAGCGGGUGCUGCCCGCUGUGUGAAGGUACCAGGAUGGUGAGAGCCAUGUGCAGUGACCAUGGGGGCCUGUGUCAAUCACGGCUGUCUGGGGAAAUAACUAAUGGGGUUGUGUGUGUGCACACAGCGAUUCACGUUGAGGACGUGGCUCAUGGGGCUGUGCAGACUGGAGGGUCGGAAGGCUCCAGGGCCGGCUCCCAGGGGCACCGUGGUGCUGCAUCCCAAGUGUGAAGGCUGUCUGCUGGUAGGAUUUCCUCCUUGGUGGACCUCAGUCUUUUCCUUAAGGCCUUCAACUGACUGAAGGGCCCACCCAUGUAUGGCAGAUAAUCUGCUUUGCUCAGUCUGCUGAUUCAAAGGUUAUUCUCUUCUAAGAGAUACCUUCAGCCCAGCAUCCAGAUGUGUUUGACUGAACAUCUGGGCACAUGCCUGGCCACGAAGACACAUAACAUUAACCAUCACGGGGGACCUAUAGCCAGGAUUCAGAUAUUUGGAAGUGGUGGGAACUCACUGGGUGCCUCCGGGAAUUCAAGGAGUAAGGCUGGUUGCCUCUCAAAAAAUACCCAGAGUGAUUCACACUGAUGCUGCAGAGCUGGGGCUGGGCAGGCACAUCAGGAGGGCGCAGGACGCUGGGUUCCCAUGGGGAAGGGCUUUGGCCGGAAGGGCCUCAGAUGCCCUCUGGCCACAUUUGAGGGAAACCGAGGCACUGUACAGACCCUAGGUCAGAAGGAAGCAGGUGUCCCAUGGAGGGCAUUUCUUGGGCCCAAGCACCAUUCCCACUUCCAGGGAUCCCCACCCGAGAGCCUGCAGAUGACAAGACAGCCCCCCAUGAGCGCAGGUGGGG
Messenger RNA from Manis javanica (Malayan pangolin), 3835 nucleotides. RefSeq lists its product as uncharacterized. Gene Ontology annotation, cellular component: keratin filament. NCBI's taxonomy places the organism in Eukaryota, Metazoa, Chordata, Mammalia, Pholidota, Manidae. The record is from RefSeq and is a predicted model, not a curated record.